CGACUUAACCUCUAAUUACCGCAAGCGUCCAAUACCGUCAGCGCGAAAAGUCCAACCGACAAGGAGAGGAAGGAAAGGAAGGACUGCAGAAUCAUGCCAUUCGCAUCGUAGAGGGUCGCGAGUGCGCGACUGCUGCCUCGCUGCCCAUCCUCGAUUGACGCGCAGUUCGGCUGGACGCGCGCGUGUAUACAAGUUGUUGUUGCAGGGAGAUCGCGCGCGCGCGCCCGCUGUCAACAACGUGCACUCGACUCGAGCACGACGAUGGCCGAGACCAACGCCAGGAGGGAAGCGAGGAGGCGGCGAAUAUUGGAGAACUCGGAGAGCCGUCUACGCAGAAUUACGGGGCGAGAGUCGCGCGAUGUGGGCGAAGUCGAGGACAACGACCCAGUGGGCAGCGACAGUCUUAAAGCGGAAUUGAAUUUCGAGGAGGACAAUAUCAGAAACGGCACGUGCAAUAUCGGUGACAAUGCGACACUGCAGGACCACGAGAGAUUCGAAAACGUGCACGAGGGCUUCUUGAACGACACCAGCGAUAAAAAUGCACAUUCCCCAGAGCAAAUGUCCAAGAUAAAAUUUAUAUUGUGCACGUUAUUGUUCAAUCGUGCCAAUCUUAUCUUGCUAGCUGGGAUUGUCAAUAUUUUGCUAGUACUGAAACUCGACAAUUUAUUUCGGCAGGCAGUUAUUAUACCUUAUUUGUUCUUGAUGGUAGGACGUGUCUACCGCUGUAUGACAUUACACGAGGCACAAGACGGCAAUUUGUUAAGUGCCGUUUUGUUAUUGUGCAAUAUCAAGCCCAGAUUCGUUUAUAUGUGCAAAGUGUCGUUUACGUUAUUUACCAUAGUUCUUAACGAUUUCUGUUUGUACAUGUUUAGUUUUGUAUUGAUGCGCUAUGUCGUCGUUCGUUACUACUACCAUGACGCUGCAGUACCACUGAAUGCAUAAUUAUUCGUGGUAAUUGCGUGAAUACAUUGGAGUUCUAUUGACGAGAACUUUUGUACAGGUGAAAAAGACGUUCUUGGAGGAAUACAAAUUCCGAUAAACUGCACCGUUGAGAAACGUACAGUUGUAUCGGACUUUUUUACGUCUUCGUUGUGUCGUGACUGAAUGCAUGCGCAAGUGUCGUGUACAAACACAUCAAUUUUUCUAGAAUACAUGUAAUUAUAUAUAAUUUAAAAAUAGAUUUUGUACUUGUAAUACAAUUACUCUUUGUAACUCACAUUUGUGUCAAGGCUGUAAAUUCGCAACGUUUUGAAAAUCUCUUCCCGUUUCUUUUUCCACGGUUAUUAAAGUUAUCUAUUUUAAGCGCGUUGAUAGGAUUAUGUAGAAAUAAAAAGUGGAGUCGAUAAGCGGUCACUCGACGUUCUAUCUCUAUUUUAUGGAAAUAAAUAUGGAAAUACAAAAAAUAAAUACAAAAUAAACUU
Molecule: messenger RNA, 1421 nt
Organism: Vollenhovia emeryi
Lineage: Eukaryota; Metazoa; Arthropoda; Insecta; Hymenoptera; Formicidae
Exons: 3
Coding region: 262-942 (226 amino acids)
Source: RefSeq, a predicted model, not a curated record